AGUGUAAGUUGACAAAAUACAGGCACAUGCAAUUUUGGAAAAGACUCAGAAACAAAAAAACACCCAAAAAUAUAAUGCAAAGUUCGAUCAUAGCACGGCAGCUGCGGCGGUGAUACCAACGAUUACGCAUGAAUACAAAUUAGGUGGGUCUCUGCAAAUUUAGACCCACUUCAAUUUCACCAUACAACAGGAAAGAAAGAGUAACAGAUCUCUCUUUCUUCUUCUUCGUCGCUUUUUUUUUGCUAGCUAUUUUUUUUUUUUUACACUUUCUGGAGUAAGGAAUACUUUGACAUUUGCAGAGUGAGUAAGUUGGUGACAGAACUUGUGUUUUUGGGUGAUUGGAGAUUAACCCAGGUUGGUUUUUGGGGUUAAUUUUGAUGGGUUUCUGUCUGAUUUUGAAUUCCUGUUGAGUACAAAUUUCUGGGGUUUUGAAAUUUGGAGGGGUUUUUUCAUUUUUGUUUGAGAAUUUUCUCUCUCUUCGCAUUCUGGGGAUGUUAAACAAUCUGUUUGUUUCCAUGUGGUCCGUGUUGUUAUGUUUUGUCCUUCUUCUAUGAGCUGUCUUCAUUUAUGAGCUCAAUAUACAGAUGGCGAAAUGCCCUUAAAAUCUUGAAUUUCAUUGUUUCUCAGUCUCUCUCUUCUUCGCCGACUUCCAAUUUUGAUCACAAUUUCUGGGUUUGGGUUAUAAAGUAUUUGCACUAAUUAACCCAGUUUAUCUCAAUCAAUUUUGUUUAAUCCUGUAUUUGCAAUGCUAUCAAUGGCAACUAACAGCUUACCAAGUGAGGUUCUUGGUAUACCUAUACUAGAACUGUUGUCAAUCUGCAUAAAUUUGGCUAUGCUGCUUGUUUUUCUGUUAAUGGUGUCCGCAAGGCAGUUCAAUACCUGUAUGGGCCGUAUCAGGUUGGUUAAGAAUGAUUCGAACUCGAAUGUGGUCCCGGUUCGCCGAGGUUUGGAUUAUGAAGUUAGUGAAGUUGUAGUGGGUAUUGGGUAUAAGAUGACUGUGUUGAGUUGCUUCUAUGUGUUGUUAGUGGAGGUAGUUUUGUUAGGAUUUGAUGGGGUAGGAGUAAUUAGGGAGGCAACUCAUGGGAAUGUAGGCAGUUGGGUUCACAUAUGUUGGCCUAUAACUCAGGGUUUAGCUUGGUUUGUGAUGUGCCUUAUGACACUUCAUUGUAAAUUUAGGCCUUCAGAGAGGUUUCCUUUGUUGCUUAGGGUUUGGUGGUUUGCAUCUUUUGUUAUUUGUUUGUGUACUUUGUAUUUUGAUGGUAAAGUUUUGGCUGAAGAAGGGUCAAAACAUUUGUGUGCUCAUGUUGUGGGGAAUUUUGCUGCAACCCCAGCUCUUGGUUUCCUUUGCUUUCUAGCAGUUAGGGGUUGUAGUGGGAUACAAGUUAUUGGAAACUCUGAUCUUCAAGAGCCGUUGCUCGAAGAAGAGGCAGGGUGUUUAAGGGUUACUCCUUAUAGUGGGGCUGGGAUUUUUUGCUUGGCAACCAUUUCAUGGCUAAACUCACUUCUUUCUCUCGGUGCCAAGAGGCCACUGGAGCUGAAAGACAUUCCUCUUCUUGCUCCUAGAGACCGUUCUAAGGCUAACUACAAAAUUUUGAACUCGAAUUGGGAAAAAAUGAAGUCUGAAAGUCGUUUUGGAGGGAAGCAGCCUUCAUUAGCUUGGGCACUCCUAAAGUCGUUUUGGAGGGAGGCAGCUUGCAAUGCUAUCUUUGCUGGCUUGACUACGCUGGUUUCGUAUGUUGGUCCAUACCUGAUUAGCUAUUUUGUUGAUUACUUGGGAGGGAUAGAGACUUUUCCCCAUGAGGGCUAUAUUCUUGCUGGUAUAUUCUUUUCAGCUAAGUUGGUAGAGACUUUCUCAACUCGUCAAUGGUACAUUGGAGUUGACAUUUUAGGCAUGCAUGUGAGGUCAGCUCUAACUGCAAUGGUGUAUAGAAAGGGGCUGAAAUUGUCUAAUUCAGCUCGGCAAAGUCAUACUAGUGGAGAGAUUGUGAACUAUAUGGCAGUUGAUGUCCAAAGAGUGGGGGAUUACUCUUGGUAUCUUCAUGAUAUAUGGAUGCUACCAAUGCAAAUUAUCCUUGCUUUGGCAAUUCUGUACAAGAAUGUAGGAAUAGCCUCUUUGGCAACAUUGGUAGCCACAAUUGUAUCCAUUCUUGUUACGGUACCAAUAGCGAGAGUGCAAGAAGAAUAUCAAGAAAAGUUAAUGACUGCUAAAGAUGAAAGAAUGAGGACGACCUCAGAGUGUUUAAAGAAUAUGAGGAUUUUGAAGUUGCAUGCUUGGGAGGAUAAGUACAGAAAUAUGCUAGAGCAGAUGAGGGAUGUUGAGUUCAAGUGGCUAAGGAAAGCACUCUAUUCUCAAGCCUUUAUCACAUUCAUGUUCUGGGGCUCUCCCAUAUUUGUGGCCGUAGUCACUUUUGCUACUUGCAUAUUGUUGGGGGGUGAGCUUACUGCAGGAACUGUUCUCUCUGCUCUUGCUACUUUUAGGAUCCUCCAAGAGCCACUUAGAAACUUUCCAGACUUGGUGUCAAUGAUGGCUCAGACGAAAGUUUCUCUUGAUCGUCUUUCUACAUUUCUCAUGAGCGAAGAAAUCCAAGGAGAUGCAACCACGGUACUGCCUAGGGGAACUACUGAAACUGCCAUUGAGAUUAAAGAUGGAAAAUUCUGCUGGGAUCCUUCUUCUACGAGAACAACUUUAUCAGGGAUUGAAAUGAAAGUUGAAAAGGGGAUGCUUGUGGCUGUUUGUGGAAUUGUUGGUGCAGGAAAAUCAAGUUUUUUGUCUUGCAUCCUUGGAGAGAUACCCAAGAUCUCUGGUGAAGUCAAAAUAUGUGGCUCUGCCGCUUAUGUAUCUCAAUCAGCAUGGAUACAAUCUGGAACUAUUGAAGAAAAUAUCCUCUUCGGAAGCCCAAUGGAUAAGCCAAAGUAUAAGAGUGUAAUUAAUUCCUGUGCAUUGAAGAAGGAUUUAGAAAAUCUUUCGCAUGGUGAUCAAACCAUCAUUGGAGACAGAGGCAUAAACCUUAGUGGCGGCCAGAAACAGAGGGUGCAGCUUGCCAGGGCCCUUUAUCAGGAUGCUGAUAUCUAUUUACUUGACGACCCCUUUAGCGCUGUUGAUGCUCAGACUGCUUCUUUUUUGUAUAAGGAAUUCAUACUGAUAGCUCUGGCUUCAAAGACCGUGAUUUUUGUGACGCAUCAAGUUGAUUUUUUGCCCUCUGUUGACCUAAUAUUGGUACUUAGAGAAGGAAAAAUUGUACAGGCAGGGAAAUAUGAUGAUCUUUUGCAAGCUGGCACAGACUUUAACUCCCUGGUAUUUGCUCACAAUGAGGCAAUCGAAGCAAUGGACAUAGCUCAUCAUCACUCAUCAGAAGAUUCCGAUGAGGGUUCCAGUCCACAGAACGUCUUUGAUGACAUUGAUAAUGAAAGUAGUAAAUGUACAGGCAGUUUAGUAAAUGAAGGACAGGCGAGUAUGUCUUCUGCUGACCUAAAAGCAAUCAAAGAGAAAAAGAAGGCAAAACGAGCUAGAAAAAAGCAGCUUGUUCAAGAGGAGGAGAGAGAAAGGGGUAAAGUUAGUAUGAAGGUGUAUUUGUCAUAUAUGGCAGCAGCCUAUGGAGGAGCGCUAAUUCCACUCAUCAUUCUUGCACAAACAUUAUUUCAAGUUUUGCAAAUAGCUAGCAGUUGGUGGAUGGCCUGGGCAAAUCCACAAACGCAGGGGGAUACUCCUAAGACGAGUAAUGUGACUCUUCUUGUUGUUUACAUGGCACUUGCAUUUGGGAGCUCUUGGUUUGUGUUUGUGAGGGCUCUUUUAGUGGCAACCUUUGGGCUGGAAGCUGCUCAAAAGUUGUUUACAAAGAUGCUUAGGUGCAUUUUUCGAGCACCUAUGUCGUUUUUCGACUCUACUCCAGCUGGACGGAUACUUAAUCGUGUUUCUGUUGAUCAAAGUGUUGUUGAUCUGGAUAUUCCUUUCAGACUUGGUGGAUUUGCUUCAACAACAAUACAACUUCUUGGCAUAGUUGGUGUAAUGAUGAAAGUCACCUGGCAAGUGUUGCUUCUUGUUGUUCCAAUGGCUAUUAUUUGCUUGUGGUUGCAGAAAUACUACAUGGCUUCAUCACGGGAAUUGGUUCGCAUUGUAAGCAUCCAAAAAUCUCCUGUUAUCCAUCUUUUUGGCGAGUCAAUUGCUGGAGCUGCCACUAUAAGAGGAUUUGGGCAAGAAAAACGCUUUAUGAAGAGGAAUCUUCAUCUUCUUGAUUGUUUUGCCCGACCUUUUUUCUGCAGCAUUUCUGCUAUUGAAUGGCUUUGCUUGCGCAUGGAGUUGCUUUCGACGUUUGUCUUUGCUUUCUGCAUGGUUCUGCUCGUGAGCUUCCCAAGAGGAACCAUUGAUCCAAGUAUGGCAGGACUUGCUGUGACUUAUGGCUUGAAUCUGAAUGCUCGUCUAUCUCGGUGGAUUCUUAGCUUCUGCAAACUUGAAAACAAAAUUAUUUCCAUUGAAAGGAUUAAUCAGUAUUCUGAAAUUCCAAGUGAAGCUCCACCAGUUAUUGAAAGCUGUCGUCCUCCAGCUACAUGGCCGGAAAUUGGGACUGUUGAACUGAUAGAUCUGAAGGUCCGGUAUAAAGAAAACCUUCCUCUCGUGCUUCAUGAUUUGACUUGCACAUUUCCUGGUGGGAAGAAGAUUGGGAUUGUUGGGCGCACUGGCAGUGGAAAGUCAACAUUGAUUCAGGCACUUUUUCGAAUGGUUGAACCUGUAGCAGGAAAGAUUAUUAUUGACAACAUUGAUAUUAGCACGAUUGGGCUUCAUGAUCUUCGAAGCCGUUUGAGUAUCAUUCCACAAGACCCAUCCUUAUUUGAAGGAACCAUCAGGGGCAAUCUUGAUCCUCUUGAAGAACACUCUGAUCAGGAAAUUUGGGAGGCACUUGAUAAAUCACAGCUUGGAGCCCUUCUUCGUCAAAGAGGCGAAAAGCUUGAUUCACCAGUGCUUGAAAAUGGGGAAAAUUGGAGUGUGGGACAACGGCAACUUGUUUCAUUGGGCCGUGCUUUGCUUAAGCAGGCAAGAAUACUUGUUCUUGAUGAAGCCACUGCUUCUGUUGAUACAGCGACAGAUAAUCUUAUCCAGACUCUAAUAAGGGCAGAGUUCAGAGACUGCACAGUUGUGACGAUAGCACACAGAAUACCAACAGUUAUGGAUAGUGAUUUUGUGUUGGUCCUCAGUGAUGGUCGAGUGGCAGAGUUUGACAGUCCUGCACGGUUGAUGGAAAACAAGUCAUCUGUAUUUUCAAUGUUGGUGGGAGAAUAUACAUCAAGGUCAAGCAAUACAUCUUAAUAUUCACGAGUAGAAGCAGACUUCAGGCCAAUAGGGAAUGGAACAUGUUCUGUUUCAAGCCAGCCCUGAAAGAAACUGAUAGAUUCUGUGCGCCUACUGAGUACUGAGCUGCAUCCCUCGGCAAAUGAACAAGUGGGAAAGGAGGUCGGAAUUCCAUGAUGCUCAAUCCCAUUCCAGGGCUAUGCUAAGCUAUUCUCUCUCUGGGUUUUAAGGAAAAGAAUGCCCAUUGUGUUUGUUUAUGAGGUGUGAGUUGAGAUUAUCUGCUCAAUUGAGAGUUGGGGGGGUUGAUCAAUGAUCAGGGUCGGUGAUAAUACUAUCUGAAGCCACAGAAGAAUAAAAACAACAUGAAAUCGCAACCCAUGUUGAUGAAGAGGCUGCUGGUUUGAUUCUUUUUUGUUUAUAAAAUGUGUAGAGCCGAUUAUUAUCUUUGAUCCCACGUUCCCACUCCCUGUAAAAACACUACAGUCUCAUGAUUUGUAAAGAUCACUUCUUAAUGAUAUAUCAUUUCACAAUAUGGUUUUUGUCU
This is a messenger RNA of Spinacia oleracea (spinach), 5828 nucleotides long. RefSeq names its product ABC transporter C family member 5. Gene Ontology annotation, molecular function: ATP hydrolysis activity; ATP binding; ABC-type transporter activity. Gene Ontology annotation, cellular component: membrane. The record is from RefSeq and is a predicted model, not a curated record. The transcript has 11 exons. Gene Ontology annotation, biological process: transmembrane transport. Lineage: Eukaryota; Viridiplantae; Streptophyta; Magnoliopsida; Caryophyllales; Amaranthaceae. Bases 746 to 5302 code for a protein of 1518 amino acids.